This is a messenger RNA of Epithele typhae, 783 nucleotides long. Its product is annotated as mitochondrial ribosomal protein S25-domain-containing protein. Gene Ontology annotation, molecular function: structural constituent of ribosome. Lineage: Eukaryota; Fungi; Basidiomycota; Agaricomycetes; Polyporales; Epitheliaceae. Gene Ontology annotation, cellular component: mitochondrial small ribosomal subunit. The transcript is spliced from 2 exons. The record is from RefSeq and is a predicted model, not a curated record. The coding region runs from base 1 to 783 and encodes 260 amino acids.
AUGUCCACCAAGUACAUCGCCAACCAGGUCCACAAGCAGGCCUCCCGCCUCUCCCGCUACAACCUCCUCAACGUCAACCCCGUCUGGCUCCAGCCUGUCAUGGACCACCCGCCGCUCCCGCUGCCCGCCCGUGAGUCCGCGCCGCGCACCGAGUACGACACGCGCCCCGGAAAGCCCACCACGCGCCCCGCGGACUCCAAGACCAUCCGCCCGUUCGACAUCUCGUACGUCGAGGACCAGUUCCGGCGGCAGUUCUUCCGCGACCACCCCUUCGAGGCCUUCCGGCGCACGUCCCUCGUCGAGGGCGCCGCCGUCGAGCCCGAGCACCCGAUCCGCGGCGUGCAGUGGACGCGCCUGCGCCAGCGCGGGCGCAACCCGUCUCCGGAAGACGCGGUCCGCUACGCCGCGAAUCUGCACCAACACCACGGCGUCGGGCUGUCCGCCGCGUACGAGUCCGCCGUCGCGCAGUUCCGUGCGCUUCGCGCCGAGCUCUCCGUCGCGCGUUCCGUCGCGCUCCAUGAGGCGGGGCACAACGGUACCAUCUUUGGUCCGUCCCUUAUCGAGCAAAACUUCGAGCAGGAGGACCAGGCGUUCGAAAAGUCGAGACAAGAGCUCGAGCGCGACAACGCUCAGGACGAGGGCAAGAAGUGGAAGGCGGUGUACAAACGGGACGGUCCUCCAGACCAAUGGACCAAGGGCCAGGAGUACACGCGGCUGUGGAAGCGAGGCGUCCGGCCCAUGUACUCGUCCAUCGUCGACGCGCCUCACCAGCCGUCUUCAUGA